Porites lobata is the source of this 9222-nucleotide messenger RNA. Lineage: Eukaryota; Metazoa; Cnidaria; Anthozoa; Scleractinia; Poritidae. The record is from the annotation of a GenBank genome assembly.
AGUAAAGUGAGCUGUAUAAUGACUCUCGAGCUCGAUGAGAGACGUUUUGGCUUACUUCCCGUUUUAGUGGCAAGUAAAGUAAACAGUUGCUCGGCAAAUUUCCUUGCUCUCUCCAAGGAUAAGGCUGAGCUUUCUUUCAAAGAAUAUUAAAGAACCCAGUACAGCCUGCUUGUCGAUAUGGAGAAACGAGUUUUCUUGGCCUGGACCCUCAUAGUUCUCCUCUCGUUGUUGGAUGCAGAACAAUCCUCCGGGAGCUUUUUUUCCUCGCUGCAAUUCACGCGUGAUGCACUGAUGGAUUUUUCGCGUGGUUCCCAACGAACUGUGGAGAUCAAGCUAGAACCAAAGAAAACGAAGAAAAUGGUCAAUAAAACGUACGAGCUGAUAGCUGGUCAAGCAAAUGACCUGCCAACACUUGUGGAAGUGAAAGAGAAUAAAAUCAAGACAGGUUUCCUUGACCGGGUCCCAUCGGAAGAUUACAAAGAUUUGUUUGAUCCUUCAAUGAGGAAGCACUUGCCAAAGCAAAUUCUAAUGGCAACGCAGGUCAACACCAACGGCGAUGUCGAAACCCUACUACGGGUCCCAUUCAAUAAAACAGUGGUUAAAAACCAGACAAAACACGAAGUGUACAGAAUACGUGCUUCCCCGUCUAACAAAUUUAUGAAAGCAAUUAAUGACAUUGAAUUAGCUCAGACAAACGCCAACGCCUCAGAUGUGAAGUACAGCAGUGCUGCCUUAGCUAAACUGAAAGUGCUUGUCGAGAGAGCCAUACGGAGUAAGAGCUAUAAAUACGCGAGACAGGUAAUAACAUAACACCAUUAUUCUUUCGGAGUUAAGAAAAUCGACCUAAGAGUCACUGAAGAGUAUGGGGAGCACUGCAGAAUUAAAGACUUUCCUGGUUUAGUGCAGCAACAAAUGACGUAUCGUGGGCUUCAUAAAGUUCCAUCCAAUUUUAAGUAAAAAUAGCGUUUUGGCAUAGGUCUUUACUGUGUAGAAAUUUUUAUCCAAAAUGAUUACACUGCUCAAACCUCCUAUGGUAUUCGAAGAUGCGACCAUCCCAUCGUUGGAUUUCACAGUAAACUCCAAUUUACAACUUCAAUCGUCCUUUUAUAAGAACCUUGGGGGAUGCUGCCCUUCAAACACCCACCGCGCGUAAAUUUUUCUCGGUUUUUUGAAAACGAUUUUUACCUAUUAGUCUCUUCAGUGUCUCCAUCUAGGCUUUGACAGACUCUUAUUAAAGUGGACAAGAAUUCGUUGAUACACGUCUGACACAGCUUGAGUUUUUUUUCGGUUACUGACUGCGGCUCGAGCGCGUACAUUCGUUUCGUGGGUUACUAUUUUAUGCCUAUCGGGUCACAUAACAUAAGCACAAAAAGUUUUGGGCGAAAAAUUGCAAAUCCUCUGAAAUUUAUAGAUGUCAACAUAACAGUUCAAUGGUUAAAUGCAACUGAAAUGUAUCCUCAAGUUUCAAGAGAAUUUUUUUAAACACGUGAGCAGGGCAUGCCACCAUGGUGGCGUGAAGUUUGUCUUUGAAGUUUAGGUUGUGUUAUGUGUUUCCUUGCCCUCUUAAGGCUUUCUUCUACAUUUUUUUAUCGAGCAACUCCUCGUACUGAAUAGGGCCGUUGCAACCUUGUCUAGUUAAAAUCUUUCGACGAAAAUGUAAUCAGUUCCCGACUCGUGUCAACGACCAAGCAGUGAGCCACUGGGAAAUCUUUAUAUCUCUACUUCCUUGUCAGUGAUAUGGGAAGAGAUAACAACUGUUCAUAAGCAAAAAGGGUAUCUUCAUGUUAAAUCGUUUCACUUCAAAAGUGAAUACGUAAAGGCAAUGAAAGAGCGAAUUGUCUUGCGUUGGAUCGUAACAGUUCUUCUUUCGUUGGUGUCUGCAAAACAAUCCUCUCGGAGUUUUUUUUCUUCGCGGCUAGAGUUAUUAAAACGGGGAACGGGGCAACGGGGACCGAGAACAAGCUCGUGGAAUGACGUAAUGAAAAAAUGGGGAAAAAACUUAUCUUAACCCCUAUUCCUAUCAGUAACUUUAUUGGCAAUUCUCUGUUUUGUUCCCAUUUUUUAAUUUUCCCGUUACCCGCGCUCGUUCUCCGUUCCCCGUUUCCCGUUCCUCGUUUUAGUAACAUCCCGAAAUACCCAAAGGGCACCAAAAAAUGUAUACUUUAUUACGACGGACAAAUACCGGUUUUGUCUAAAAGAGUUUCUUUGGUAAUGUAUGGUAAGUGUUGGUCUCUUGUUCCCAAAGUAAGGAAACGUUGCACUGUUUCUCUCAGUGUUAGUAGUUUCCUUGACUCACGGUUUUGCAAAGUCAGUGGCACUGUGGAAUCCGGGGAAUUUUUGCUUUUGAAAUCCAAAAUCCUGCGCUUUGAAGUCCGGAAUACAGCUCAAGGAAUCCGGAAUCCCAUUAGAGAUCGGAAUCCGGAAUCCACGUUCCACUGACAAAGUACCUGGAAUCGGAAAUCCAUGGCGUGGAAUCCAGAAUCCAAGAAUCCGGCCCUUACAGACCCUUACAUGGGGUGGUCUUUUACUAAUGAACUUCAAACACAUUUCAGAUCGUUGGACAGAUCAUGUAUUUACUGAGCGCCAAGGCGGCACCAUCUGAUCGGACAAAGCGAAGCUCGAAAGGCGAGGGAAGAAAAUUUCUUCAGGAUCUCCGUCAAAAAGUCGGUGCUGCUACGUUCGAUAGCUUCUUGGCUGUGCAAGGAGAUGUGGCUCUGAUGUUUGCUAUAGAUGAUACCGGCAGCAUGGGCGAUGAAAUCCUGGCCGCAAAGAACAUUGCUGCUGAUAUUAUCAAUUAUAAGCGGAAGGUUCCUAUCAAGGAGUAUAUUUUGUCAGCAUUUAAUGACCCAUAUCCAGGUUAGUAAAUUUUUGUCUAUUUUGUGGAUUUUCUUCGUAUUUUGGAAAUUACUGUUGCUUCGUUGUUGUCGGAUCAUGUAUCAAACUCAACCUACUUUUGAAAUGACUUCUGGGUUCAAACCUUUCACUAUAUCAAUACUGUUCAGCAGUAUGCCAUGUAGAUUGUUAAGAUCCAUAGCCUGAGAAAAGGUUAAACAGCUGACAUUUGGCGACGCUACCACUGGUUUUCCCGCCAAAUGACGUGCGAGAAACGAGUGCAGAAAUUCCAUACUGAUGACGCUUCACUACCCAGAUCUGGGUAUUGCUUCUGAUUGGUCGUGCCGCGUGGGAAAUUUGAUUCAACCAAUCAGAAGCACUACCCAGAUCUGGGUAGUGAUGCGUCAUCAGAAUGGAAUUUCUGCGCUCGUUUCUCAGACGUCAUUUGGCGGGGAAACCAGUAGUAGCGUCGCCAAAUGUCGGCUGUUUUCUCAGGCUAAAAGAUCCAUUAAAACUUUUACUGGAUCUAAUGUUAAACAAACGAUACGCCAUUUGAAUUAUGAACUUGAAUACAGUUCCUUAUUUUAUAAACUUUUACUUUCUGGUAGAUCCAUUUAAUGUAAAUCCAGUGACUGUCAAACUUGAAAAAGAAGCUGGCGAGUUUGAACAAGAAAUUAGGGAACUGAGGCCCCAUGGUGGAGGUGACUGUCCAGAGUAUACAUUCCACGGUAUCCGAGAAGCACUUUUCAGACUAAUUAUCCCUCGUUCUCCUAUGUACGUGUUCACUGACGCAGGACCUAAAGAUGCAACUGCUCUGGACGUUGAGGAGGUGAAAUUGAUGGUCCAGGAUUAUAACGUUGUUGUCAAUUUCUUGACAACAGGUAUAGAGAAAGUGUAAAGUUUAGUUUUUGACAAUGAUUUUUAUACGUUUAACCUGGCGCGGAUUCCCUCUCUGGGUCUCUUCGAUAUAAGAUUGUUCACACUCUCCUAUUUUAUCGUAAGAUCGUUAAGAUCGAACAGAGAGCUUACCCGAACGCGCCGGUAGGGGCGGCCAUCCUAGUUUCAUGUACCGAAGGUGCGGGGAUCGGGAUUUAUAGCAAACCGUCCCUCGCCCCCUAAGCAGAUUUUACACUCAUCCAAGAUGGCCGCCCGUAACCCAAAGUUUUAGAUCUCAACGAACUUACGCCUAGGGUCUGUGAACAGUCUACCUCGUUACCGUAGUGAGAAAAAUUAAUCAAUCCAGACCAUCCGUGGCUAGGCAAGCACACUUAUUCAAUACAGAUCGUUUGCACAUGACAUCAUGGCGCCCGUAUUGGUGUGCAAAACAAUGAAAAGGCGGCCAUGAAGGUGUACAGAAACAAACCCUGUGCGGGAUUGAACUCUUUGCUCAUGUAAAAGCUGUCGUUGGUUCUAACAAAUUUGCAUUGCUGCUGCCGCGUGAGUGAAAACGAUCUAUAAGACAAAUAAGCUUCCAGUGUACUAGAGGAGCAAUUUCAACAAAAGUAAGACCAUUAAUUUUGGCGUUUCCACAAUCCUGACGUAAUCGAUGGAAGCGCUGACUUCACUCUGGGCGCGAUGAUGUAGUGGUACCCCUCCGGGGGGUGGGGGGCACUCAAGGGACGUUUAUAACAUGUACAGGGUCUCGGUACACAAGGUAGGAGCAAAGAAAUGGCUCUGCGUAGCCUGCGUAGCCUGCGUAACAGGCACUUGGAAGUAGUGGAGGCAAGAAAAAACGGGCGCGCGAGAGGGAGACCGCGCGCCCGUUCUUUCUUGGGCCCACUAUUUCCAAGCGCCUGCUACGCAGGCUAGGCUCAGCAAUGCCGACAGGGUGAGAGGACUCAAGCUCCACCCUUGAAAUAAUCUUGUCUACGUUUGCCGCUUUACCAUACCAUUUAGUCGAAUUUAGUCUGAAUUUAAAGUUGUUACUAAAUCGUUUUCAAGGUUAUUGUAAUGCCACACUAAAGUACAGCGUGCCGGGUAAUCCAAAAAAUCUUCACCAAGCCUUCAAAGAUCUGGCAAAGAGCACUUCUGGUCUAGCCAUUAUGUUUAACAACAAGGGGGAACUGGAGCAAGUGACCAAUUUGACAAUCGGGACACUUGAGGGUGAUAGUAUCGUGGGCGAUGGAUCAACCACGAGACGAAGAACAAAAAGGAGCGCUGAUGGAUCCUCUGUCAGUCGAUAUAAUAUUCCCGUUGAUGACUCUAUGGAAAAAAUGUCUGUGACCAUUAAUACCGCGGCAGGAGGUACGAUAUAUAAGCUUGGUGAAUAUGAAUGUGUAGAAGAAUCAUUUACGCAAUUUCAAAGUUAGGGCGAUUGUCCAUUAGGUGCUAGGGUAGAAGUGACUGGCUUAUUCCGAAGUAAAGAUACACAGUACAGGAAGAUAUUUAUAAAGCCAAAACACUAAAACCUUCUGGAUUUUGGAGACUUUUUGGAACCCUACACUGUUAAUGACUGGGACAAGAACUGAACUUCAUUUACAUGGUGUAAGGGAAAACGAGUAGCUCACUAGAUGAAACGUGUAACUCGCGUUCAGUUCUCGUGAAUAUUUAUAUUUCUAAGUACCGUAUUUGGAAACCCUCGCUGCGGCCUCAAAAAGCCGGUUUAACAACAACUUUUGCACGUGCAUCACACUUUUUUUGUUUAUUUCUUUGCCAUCGCUGCAAGACCACGACACAAAAACACAAGACAGCGACUUUCUUUUUCUUUUCCUGAACUUUAAUACAGUCUUUAGAAAAUUUAACUGCAGAAAAAUUUGCUCGGGUACCUUUGAAAAUGAAUUUUCUCGAGUUUUGGGUGAGAGUUACACCUUUCAACGCGUUAUGAGUUUCUGAUACUGCUUAACACUAGCUUUCACUCCCAGAGUAAGAAAUGAGUCUUAUAAGAUAGCCUUAACUUGGAAAUGGAAACCCUGGAAAUGCAGCCGCCCCUCACUGAUCCUCGUCGCGAUGACGUCCCAGCGAUGUGAAGGAAUAAGAGGCGGCUGUAUUCGCAACCUAUAACUUUUGAGCCUGUGUAUGAAAUCCGAUGGUAGAACCUACCAUUCACUCCGGCAAAUGAAACGCCAUCUUUUAGUUUUAAUUAGUACUUUCACUUGCUACUAUUUAUUAGGUGUGCAGUUCUAUCAUUUGAAUUUGGACGUGCACCAUUCAAGCAAAACCUCUUCAGUAGUACUCCCGAUAACUCGAACCUUCCGGGGAAAUAGAAAAAAGUUCGAGUUAUCGGGAGUUAGAAGCAAAUAGUGACCAGAAAUAAGGAAGGUAAAGAAAUGAGUGGGAAAAGAAACGGACUUCGCCUCAAGGGCAGCAAGAGAUAAAGGGAUAAAAGGAAUACACGUUUGUUUUGAGAUAAAUUCAAUGCAUCGGACUACCUAGAUUGUUUUUCUUUACAAAAAUCAAUGAAAUAAAAGGAACCAGUGUAUAAGCUACUGUUAAAAUUCAAUUUUUGUCCCCCUUACAGCAGGUCACGAUAUUACCUUACAAGACCCGGAAAAUGUGGAAAUAACGUCAGGAAAACUUAGUCUGUCAUAUAUCACCAUCUACGAAAUCACCAAUCCAAAGAGAGGAACCUGGACCCUAACGGCUCCUGGCAAGAAUGGUGAUCAUGAGUUCUCUGUCAAGACAAGCAGCGACACUAACGUUGAUUUCGAACAUUACUUUCUAAUUGCACUGUCUUGGCGCAGGGGACACAAUGCUGACGUUCCCAUUUCAAAUCCAGUUACUGGUAAGUCAGUCACGUUUACAGUAUCCAAGAAUUAAUAUAUGGCUACGAUAGUACGCGCCCUCUAAUUGGCUGCCAAGCCAAGAUUUUCUUGUAAUGAACGGGCAUUACUAGCUAGGUGACCAAGGCAUAUACAAUCUGUGUUUUUAACGCAAAACUUGAUAGUGGACAUCCAUAUUAUGGUCAAUUGACAGAAUCGGCCUUAAUGUAUUGUCCUCGCUAUUUCGGUCAGUAAACCAGGGCCUUGGUCUGAGAUUUCCCUGUAAUGACCUUACUCUGGUUAAUAAGAAGUAUUUACAUGAUGGACUAAAAACUUGUCAGAUUCUUGCCGCUGGGGUGUGGCAUUAAAGUUUCUUUCACUGUUUUCGAAAGGUCAACUAUUCAAUCUUAAUUUUCGGUUAUCCAGUACACAAAAUGCGUUCUGAAUCACCUCAACUAUCCUUUUUACGUAUUUAUUUACGGUGUUAAGGAAUAAUGCUGAACGUUGCUUAUGGCUCAAAAAAAGGAAUUCCAAGUUCAUAACAUGCGCAGCCAACCGAUGAUCUUUCAAAUAAAAAAAUUAAUCGGUUGAAACGUUCGGACUCGUGAACUUUAAGGAAUCCUGUGGUUAGCACCGUUCGACAGUUAAGCUUAAUCUCGUACAUUCGCUUUUAUUGUAGGCAAGUUGAACAAAAUCAUAAUCACAGUGGCUGGAUCAGAAAAACUAAACAGCAGUUCGCUUCUACUCCAGCUCAUAUCCACAGAAGGAAACCUCAUCAGUGACUUCGCCCUUCAGCCACAAAGCCAAGGUCAUUUCAUUGCCAGCUUUAAUCCUCACGCACUUGUCCCGUCUUUCAAACUUAAGCUAAAAGGCGUCACACAAAAUGGUUACCAUUUUGAAAGAAUUUCCCGAAAAACGGUCAGGCCAACUACGGCUGUUUUAAGGGUCAAGUAUGCAAGCAAUCUUUACACUCUUCCUCUGGGAAGACCCACCUUCAUCCAUUUCCUGGUAUGCAACUUUGGGGCCACUGAAAUAUUUCAUAUCGAAGUCCUGAAGGACAGACUGGGCUAUAUCGUACGACGAGGUCGUCAUCGAAACCCUAAACGACGUAAAGCUGGUAAACUAGUGAUAAAAGGCCGCUGUGUAGUUUUCUCUGUUUACGCAAAGUCUACUCGUUCUGAGGAUGUGGGAAAGACAGAUCCUAUUUAUUUCAUCCUUAAGGGUCAAAAAUCAAAAGUUGUUAUCUCCCAGACCGUUCAUUUGCUUGUUGACAAUUAAAGCAUUUUCCAGUCGAAGUGUUAAAAAACCAAACGUUGUUACUCUCUAACCUAUUACAACAUAUACUUAUAUACUCAUACAGCAUGAACUAAUAAAAACUCGAACAUAGGAUGCUUAGUUUCUAACCACUAAGUGGGAACACCCUUCUGUGGUAGGAAUUUUGAUGAUUUCAGUUCACUUUUUGAUUGAUUUAGAAAGUAAGUAAACCGCGCUAAUUUAGCAUUAAACGAGAAGAAUUAGAAGUAACGUUAUUCGACGUCUUGAUGUAUCCAACAUGAUUGGGUAUCAAGAAUGAUAAAAAAAAAGCGAAGUUCGUAUUCUAUUAGUACGUUUGCAUAACAAGCAAGGACACACGAAAGGCCAUCUGAUAAAGUUGGAUACAUCGAAACAUAGCAGAAUAACGUUACUUCUCAAUUUUCUUCCACUAAUUGUUGUCGGAAAAUUAACUAUCCUGUGCGCAUGCGUACUAACGAGGCUAGAUUCCGAUACCGAGACCGAUCUGCAUCCGCCUCCCACAAGAGGGUAGGGACGCGGACGCACAAGAAGGCUAGCUGCCCUCGUAGUAGCCUUGAAGAGCAAACGGGAAUUUUUGCCUCUAACAAACCGACGUUAUUUUUUCUGAGGAAGAGAAGCGACGACCGGAAAUACGUCUGCAGUUCGCAGGCUACCUUGUAGAAGUAUAGGCGAAAACUCAUUUCUUUCUACCAAAAUCACGUCGAACACCUUAUGACAUGUCUGCUCAAAGAAAUUCUCUACAGUGGAAGGGCACCUUGACUAUGGUGAUUAGGGAUAAGCACUGACUUGACUAUGGUGAUAAGGCUUAAGGACUGACUUUGCGGCGAUUAGGGUGUUAAAGCAGUAAAAAUAGUGAUAAGAGUAAUGACUAUAUUGAUUAGAGUAAGCACUGAGAAUAGCUGUGAUUAGGGCUACGCACUCUCUCGGAACGGUGCUUUCAUUUGCUGUAAACGUUUGUCUGUAAAUCAAAACGGCCUUGGCCAGCUAAGCCACCAUGGUGUAGCAGUAUGGGCAAUGUAGCAGUAUGCCGCCCCCACCCGGGAUUGAAUCCGAUAAUGCCGACAUCAAACACUUCUUGACAUUUUUUUCUUCUGAAAAGUGAGAAGCAAAGGUCGCUUUGGAGAAUGGAAACGAGUGACAACCUGUAGUUUACGUAGCCAGGUUACAUAUUCUGCGGUUUACGUACUGCAUUGAAUUAUUUCAAUAAAGCUGCUAUAAAUCCCUAAUAUAAUGAGCAACGAAACUCGGCAAAAGAAAGUAAAAGUUCUUACAUUUUAGUUCGUUACUUUUCAUAUAUAUCAGCUACUAACAAAAAGGCAGUAUCUCCAAUUGGAAGAUAAAGUUUGUUCAGGAGUCGAUUACUGGUUUGUCCUUUUUAAAGUUUGUAAGAUUAAUUUUU